Messenger RNA from Colletotrichum chrysophilum, 522 nucleotides. RefSeq lists its product as uncharacterized. Lineage: Eukaryota; Fungi; Ascomycota; Sordariomycetes; Glomerellales; Glomerellaceae. The transcript is spliced from 2 exons. The record is from RefSeq and is a predicted model, not a curated record. Bases 1 to 522 code for a protein of 173 amino acids. Gene Ontology annotation, cellular component: membrane. Gene Ontology annotation, biological process: transmembrane transport.
AUGACGGACCCGAACGGGGCCACCCCCACUUCGGACUGGAUGCCGGACUGGAUACCUCGCGGUUCCACGGAAAUGGGGCCGGUGGUAUCACCUCUGUCCCCGAGCGCAAUUCCCGAGAGUCCCUCCAACGUUCUUAUCCAUCAAAAAGCUAGUGACUAUGGGCCAUCCGAAAUUUCCGAUGGGAACCAGGGCUUCACCGAGCGACCCCCGAUCGAGGUUCUGGUGAAGCCAGAGCCGGACCGUACUGUCAAGAGAAAGUUGAAGGGAUUACAUCUGUUCAUGAUUACCAUUAAUGGAACAUUGGGAACAGGCCUCUACUGGAGAAGCGGUCAGAUUCUCGAAAUUGGCGGCCCUCUCGCUGUCCUGUUCUCUUUCGUCCUCGUUGGUCUCCUAGCUUGGGCUGUCAUGCAGUGCGUCACGGAGCUUUUAUGCAUCUGGCCUGUACCAGGUGCGCUGUCUGUCUACGUUGGCACCUUUGUGGACCACGAGCUUGGGAUCGCUGUCGGCGUUGCAUAUUGGUAA